UUUCACAUGCUAAUUCGGGGUUAUAAAUACAGCAGAGGAGCAGCGGAGCAGCAAAGAGCCCUACUGGAAACGGAGCGACCCACUGCCCGAGUGCCUCCUUCCCACCCCGUGCCUGGAUUAGAAUGACUGCCACAGCCACCCCGGGCAGCACCCACAAGCUCGCCAGCAGCAAGGAGGAGAGGAAGUUAAGGAAACCCCUCAUUGAGCGGAAGAGAAGGGAAAGGAUUAAUAACUGCUUAGACCAGCUGAAGGAGACAGUUGUGGGAGCAUUUCACCUGGAUCAGUCUAAACUGGAAAAAGCAGACAUCCUCGAAAUGACGGUGAAGCACCUCCAGAACAUCCAGAGCAGCAAGAUGAUGGCUGACUCCAAAGUGGGUCUGGAAGCCCAGCAGAGGUACAGCACUGGGUACAUUCAGUGCAUGCACGAGGUGCACAACCUCCUUCUCACCUGUGAGUGGAUGGACAAGAGCCUUGGGGCGCGCCUGCUAAACCACCUGCUGAAAUCCUUGCCCAGGUCUGGUGAAGAUACCUGCAAAGCAGCACUGAGGUCUUCCAGCCCAUCUCAACAGCCUCUCUUGACGCCAAAAGGUCCCCUGAGCCCUAAGGGGAGCAAUCGGGGCACAAACCUGGCACAGGAGCGCUUCUACUCUGCAGAGAACAAGCAGGCUUCCAAAAAUUCCUUCCAGGUGCCGUUGCUGUCGGUUUUCAACCAGGUUGAUGCUGCGCCUCCCAGACAGGUUCUGCAGCCAAAUUUUUCCCAUAACAACCCUAGAAUGGGGUCAUUAGAUAUGUGGAGACCAUGGUAAAGUGUGUUUUCAAUUUUUAUCCUAACCUUAGACACUCUUAAGUAUGUAUCUUAUAGAUAUGUUUCUUUAAAACACUUGUGGAGCAAGUCUGUUCCUGUAGGUGUACUAAAGACCAGGGUACUUCAAGCCGAAGUAAACCUAUGUGUAGCCUGCAUUGUAGAAGGCUGCUAUUAUUUUUUAUUUAUUUAAUACAUCUAAAUUAUUGUAUAGAAUCCUCUUAUGCUC
Molecule: messenger RNA, 1031 nt
Organism: Chiroxiphia lanceolata (lance-tailed manakin)
Lineage: Eukaryota; Metazoa; Chordata; Aves; Passeriformes; Pipridae
Product: transcription cofactor HES-6-like
Exons: 4
Coding region: 123-806 (227 amino acids)
Biological process (GO): anterior/posterior pattern specification; regulation of neurogenesis; regulation of transcription by RNA polymerase II
Cellular component (GO): nucleus
Molecular function (GO): protein dimerization activity; DNA-binding transcription factor activity, RNA polymerase II-specific; RNA polymerase II cis-regulatory region sequence-specific DNA binding
Source: RefSeq, a predicted model, not a curated record